Molecule: messenger RNA, 3324 nt
Organism: Acanthisitta chloris (rifleman)
Lineage: Eukaryota; Metazoa; Chordata; Aves; Passeriformes; Acanthisittidae
Gene: TTLL4
Product: tubulin tyrosine ligase-like family, member 4
Biological process (GO): microtubule cytoskeleton organization; protein polyglutamylation
Cellular component (GO): cilium
Molecular function (GO): tubulin binding; tubulin-glutamic acid ligase activity
Source: RefSeq, a predicted model, not a curated record
AUGGCCUCUGCAGGACCAGACCAUGUUAAUCUGGGCCCCAAACAGGAGAAGAGCAUUAGGCUUGAGUCAGGUGCCCUUCCAGCAGGGAGACCUCAUCCGUACUGGGCCUGGCUCCUUCAGCAGCAGGCAAAACCCACCUGGAAUUUAGAGAAGAGGUAUGUGAGUGCUUUCUAGGAACGCAUCCUGCUGUCCUCAGGGAUCCCUCUGCAGCAAUCCUGCUUCUUGUGCUCACCGUUGUCGCUAUGCCACGCACAGCGCACUGAAGACGCCCUCCCGAGCCUGCCCUUGGCCCAGCUCUGCCUGGACCUGGAUGGGAGCUCUCUGCUCUAACGACGCUUCUCCAUCAGAGCCAAGCCCUGCAGGUUUCCUUUCCAAAGCCCUCUGGACACUGGGUCUGCCACAGGAAGGGUGAUGUCUUCCCUGUUGAUGGAAUCCUGUCAGCUGCCUGUGGUGGCAGAGGAGCACUCUGGGACUGGGGUGAAAGGUUCUGUCCUCAGCUUAGAUCAGCAGGCUGCCAGCUCCUGUAGACCAAUGCUCAGUGACAGCUCCUUCCUACGGCCAAGCAGUGCUAAAGUGCCUUUUCUGCAGUCACUGGAGAUGAAGAAGGUGGAAAACACCCACAGUUUUCCUACUGCCUCAUGGCCCCACACUAGGGACAAUGGAGACAGCUUCCCCAGCUGCCUGACCAAUAGAGCAGUGACAAGCAGUGACCCUAUGUUGGAGCAAACCACAGUCCCCUCCCUGAUCCCUGUGCCAAGCAGUGCGAUCCUCAGGAAGGACCAGUGCUUGUGGGAGGGCACUGAGAGGAGAGUGCCCAGCUUGGAAGAGAAGGAGCUGGAGAUGAGCCACUUGGAGACUGUGCAGCAGCUAGCCGGUCAGGCCACCAUACACAAUGGCUUUGGGUGCCAAGUCGAAAGUUCUGGCCUUACAAACGUGGACAGCAUGUCCAACUGGAACAACAGGUGGGAACAGCAUGUUGUAGCACAGCCCAUCCUGAAAGAAACCAUCGCUUCCCUGAACUCAGAGCUGGGUAGCCAUCGCCUUAACAGUAGCUCAAGCCUUAUAGGCACCAAUGGUGCUGUUGCCUGCACUAAGUGUAUCCGUGUCCGGCUCUUGGCCUCAUGCGCUGGCACUCCUGACUGCAGCACCGACUGCAGCACCAACUGCCAGCCCGUGGGCAUGCUGAGCCCCUGUGGCAGGGAGCGGGUGGUGAGAGCAGAGCCUCUGUACCAUGCUGCUGUCUCUGAAGUGGCAACACAGAUGUCCACCAUCCAGCUGGAGGAAGAGGAGAAAUGGCCCCAGGCUGUGGUCCCAGGAAAACUUGAUGCCACUGCUGAGCAGUCGUUGCUGGAGCUGAGGCAUCCCCAGGAUGAAGCAGAGGAAGAACUUCCUGAUGGCCUGGAUGAGAACUGCAGUCAGGAGGAGGAUGAGGACAGUGACUCAGAUGCUUUCUCUGUUGCUGGCGUGUCAUCCAGUGGCUCUGUGACUCUUGUAUCCAGGGUUUGUCAUGCGUGCCUGGCCCGGCCUGCUGAGGGUCAGGAGAAAGUGCUCAAACCAGCUCUUGUCUGCAGUUUAUUCCCUAAUGUGCCUCCAACUAUCUACUUCAGUACUCGGGAUGAGAGAGUGGAAAAGCUGCCUUGGGAGCAGAGGAAGCUGCUGCGAUGGAAAAUGUGCACAGUCACACCGAACAUAGUGAAGCAAACCAUUGGCAGGUCCCACUUCAGAGUUAGCAAAAAGAGCAAUGAUUGGCUGGGUUGCUGGGGCCACCACAUGAAAUCCCACAGCUUCAGAGCCAUCAGGGAGCACCAAAAGCUAAACCACUUCCCUGGUUCAUUUCAAAUUGGGAGAAAGGACCGUCUGUGGCGUAACCUGUUGAAGAUGCAGGCUCGCUGUGGGAAGAAGGAGUUUAACUUCUUCCCUCAGUCCUUCAUCCUGCCCCAGGACAUCAAAUUACUCAGGAAAGCAUGGGAGGAAGGAGCUAGCCGACAGAAAUGGAUUGUGAAGCCACCAGCAUCAGCAAGAGGCAUUGGUAUCCAGGUCAUCCACAAAUGGAGCCAGCUCCCCAAAAGGAGACCACUGCUAGUACAGAGAUACCUGCACAAACCCUACCUCAUUGGCGGGAAGAAGUUUGACCUGAGGAUCUACGUUUACGUCACUUGCUAUGAUCCCCUCAGGGUGUACCUGUUCAAGGAUGGAUUGGUUCGCUUUGCCAGCUGCAAGUACUCCUCUUCAAUGAAGAGCCUCAGCAACAAGUUUGUGCACUUGACCAACUACAGCGUGAACAAGAAGAACACUGAGUACAAGUCCAACUCAGAUGAGACUGCUUGUCAGGGGCACAAAUGGGCACUCAAAGCUCUCUGGAGUUACCUGUCCCAGAAGGGAGUUAAUAGUGAGGCCAUCUGGGAGAAGAUUAAGGACAUCGUUAUCAAAACCAUCAUUGCAUCUGAGCCCUACGUGAACAGCCUGGUGAAGAUGUAUGUGCGCCGGCCGUAUUGUUGCCAUGAGCUGUUUGGGUUUGAUAUCAUGCUGGAUGAAAACCUCAAGCCCUGGAUUUUAGAAGUUAACAUUUCUCCAAGCCUCCACUCCAACUCCCCGCUGGAUGUGAGCAUCAAGGGCCAGAUGAUUCGGGACCUCCUCAACCUCGCUGGCUUUGUUCUGCCCAGCAUGGACAGUGUGGCCUCAGUGCCACAGACAAGAAAUGGCUCUACAUGCAGUCUGGCCAGUGCUUUGAAGGAGAAGCCCAAGCCAGCAUCUGAACAUUUCACAGCAGAGAAGAUGAAGAAGGCCUAUUAUUUGAUGCAGAAGAUACCUGAUCAGGAUUUUUAUUCUUCUGUCUUGGACAUCCUGACCCCAGAUGAUGUUCGCAUCCUGGUAGAGACAGAGGAUGAGUAUUCCCGGCGUGGGCAGUUUGAGCGGGUGUUCCCCAGCCACAUCUCCAUGCGGUACCUGCGCUUCUUCGAGCAGCCUCGUUACUUCAACAUCCUGGUGACCCAGUGGGAGCUCAAAUACUACUUGAAUAGACACAAAGGUCUGGAGCUACUGAAGAACUGGUGUGUCAAAGGAUACCACAAUGGGACAGGGAUGGAUUUGGCCCAGAUGUGGUCGUUGCCAAAGUCUUUCUUCCUUGAGAAGAGCAGCAUUCAGUCAAAUGGCUUCAACAAACUGGAACUGGGCAGACUGGGCACACUCCUCCCUUCAGCUGGUGAGGACCUCACGAGAUGCCUGGAGCCCAGCCCUGCUCAGAGCUUACCUCUCAACAAGUGCACUGGUGGAGCUGACCAGAGACCUGCUGGCUGCCUCUCAGACACUGCCCUGGUGAUGUGA